AAAGAGCCGACUGAGUUGGAGGGUUCGAGUAAAAAUGGCUGAAUAUUUAGCUUCGAUAUUCGGGACUGAGAAGGACAAGGUUAACUGCUCUUUUUACUUUAAGAUCGGGGCCUGCCGGCACGGGGACCGGUGCUCCCGGCUUCACAACAAACCGACUUUCAGCCAGACCAUAGUGCUGCUCAACCUGUACCGGAAUCCACAGAACACCGCCCAAACCGCAGACGGAUCACACUGUCACGUGAGCGACGUGGAGGUGCAAGAACACUAUGAUAACUUCUUCGAGGAGGUGUUCACGGAGCUGCAGGAGAAGUACGGGGAGAUUGAAGAGAUGAAUGUGUGCGACAACCUGGGGGACCACCUCGUGGGCAAUGUCUACGUCAAGUUUCGGCGUGAGGAGGAUGCAGAGCGGGCAGUGGCUGAACUCAAUAACCGCUGGUUCAAUGGGCAGGCAGUGCAUGCUGAGCUGUCUCCUGUCACCGACUUCCGGGAGUCGUGCUGUCGGCAAUACGAGAUGGGGGAAUGUACCCGGGGUGGCUUCUGCAACUUCAUGCACCUUCGGCCCAUCUCCCGGAAUCUUCGACGUCAGCUGUAUGGGCGAGGACCCAGGCGCAGGUCACCCCCAAGGUCCCAUACUGGUCACCGCCCCCGAGAAAGAAACCGAAGACGUUCCCCAGACCACCGGCAUGGCCGCUUCUGAGACCCUGGCUCCCUUGACCUCCACCCCUGACAGGCAUAAAUGUUCCUGGCCAGAA
This is a messenger RNA of Lynx canadensis (Canada lynx), 752 nucleotides long. It is a transcript of the gene U2AF1L4, whose product is annotated as U2 small nuclear RNA auxiliary factor 1 like 4. The record is from RefSeq and is a predicted model, not a curated record. Gene Ontology annotation, molecular function: metal ion binding; pre-mRNA 3'-splice site binding. The coding region runs from base 35 to 697 and encodes 220 amino acids. Gene Ontology annotation, cellular component: spliceosomal complex; U2AF complex. Lineage: Eukaryota; Metazoa; Chordata; Mammalia; Carnivora; Felidae. The transcript is spliced from 8 exons. Gene Ontology annotation, biological process: mRNA splicing, via spliceosome.